Messenger RNA from Suncus etruscus (white-toothed pygmy shrew), 3027 nucleotides. RefSeq names its product DIS3 homolog, exosome endoribonuclease and 3'-5' exoribonuclease (gene DIS3). The record is from RefSeq and is a predicted model, not a curated record. Gene Ontology annotation, cellular component: cytoplasmic exosome (RNase complex); nuclear exosome (RNase complex). Gene Ontology annotation, biological process: rRNA catabolic process. The transcript is spliced from 21 exons. Gene Ontology annotation, molecular function: endonuclease activity; RNA binding; 3'-5'-RNA exonuclease activity. Bases 9 to 2885 code for a protein of 958 amino acids. NCBI's taxonomy places the organism in Eukaryota, Metazoa, Chordata, Mammalia, Eulipotyphla, Soricidae.
AGGCCAAGAUGCUCAAGUCUAAGACUUUCUUGAAAAAGACGCGCGCGGGAGGCGUGAUGAAGAUCGUGCGGGAGCAUUACCUGCGAGACGACAUCGGCUGCGGGGCGUCCGGCUGCUCUGCCUGCGGGGCAGCCCACGAGGGCCCUGUUCUCGAGCCCAACCCCCUGGGGCCUGCGAGCAGCUUGUGUCCGUGGCCGCAUUACUUGCUGCCCGACACCAACGUUCUGCUGCACCAGAUCGAUGUCCUUGAGGACCCUGCCAUCAGAAAUGUGAUUGUUCUUCAAACUGUUCAACAAGAAGUGAGAAAUCGGAGCGCGCCAGUGUAUAAACGAAUCCGAGACUUGACUAAUAACCAGGAGAAGCAUUUCUAUACAUUCACUAAUGAGCACCAUAGAGAAACUUACAUAGAACAAAAACAGGGAGAAAAUUCCAAUGACAGGAACGAUAGAGCCAUUCGAGUAGCUGCAAAGUGGUACAAUGAACAUUUGAAGAACUUGUUGCCCGAGAAUCAGCUGCAAGUUGUCCUCAUAACAAAUGACAGAAAAAACAAAGAGAAAGCCGUAGAAGAGGGAAUACUAGCAUACACCUGUGAAGAGUAUGUAAAAAGCCUCACUUCUAAUCCUGAACUUGUAGAUCGUCUUGCUUGCCUGUCAGAAGAAGGGAAUGAAAUAGAAAAUGGAAGAAUAAUAUUUUCAGAACAUCUUCCCUUAAGUAAGUUACAACAAGGCAUAAAAUCUGGUACCUACUUUCAAGGAACAUUUAGAGCAAGCAGAGAAAAUUACCUAGAAGCUACAGUAUGGGUUCAUGGAGAUGCUGAAGAAAAUAAAGAGAUAAUUGUACAAGGACUUAAAAACUUAAAUCGAGCUGUUCACGAAGACAUUGUGGCUGUAGAGCUUCUCCCCAAGAACCAGUGGAGAGCACCAUCUUCUGUGGUUUUACUUGAUGAGGGACAGAAUGAGGAUGAUGUGGAAAAAGAAGAGGAGAAUGAACGCAUUCUUAAAACUACGCUAAGUGAAAAGAUGUUGAAACCUACUGGGAGAGUUGUUGGAAUAAUAAAAAGGAAUUGGAGACCAUAUUGUGGCAUGCUAUCCAAGUCUGAUAUUAAAGAGUCACGAAGGCAUCUUUUUACACCUGCUGAGAAGAGAAUUCCUCGAAUUCGCAUAGAAACCCGACAGGCUUCUAACUUAGAAGGCCGGAGAAUUAUUGUUGCUAUUGAUGGCUGGCCCAGAAAUUCCAGAUACCCAAAUGGACAUUUUGUAAAAAAUUUAGGUGAUGUUGGAGAAAAAGAAACUGAAACAGAAGUUUUGUUACUUGAACAUGAUGUUCCCCAUCAGCCUUUCUCACAGGCUGUUCUUAGCUUUCUACCAAAGAUGCCCUGGAGCAUUACUGAAAAGGACAUGGAAAACCGAGAAGAUCUGAGACAUCUUUGUAUUUGUAGUGUGGACCCACCUGGUUGUACUGACAUAGAUGACGCUUUGCAUUGUAGAGAACUUGAGAAUGGGAAUUUGGAGGUUGGUGUUCAUAUUGCUGAUGUGAGCCAUUUUAUUAGACCAGGAAAUGCUUUGGAUCAAGAAUCAGCCAGAAGGGGAACUACUGUGUAUCUUUGUGAAAAGAGAAUCGACAUGGUUCCAGAGUUGCUUAGCUCCAACUUAUGUUCCUUAAGAUGUAACGUUGAUAGGUUGGCAUUUUCAUGUAUUUGGGAAAUGAAUCACAAUGCUGAAAUUUUAAAAACUAGGUUUACCAAAAGUGCCAUUAAUUCAAAGGCUUCCCUGACAUAUGCUGAAGCUCAGAUGAGAAUUGAUUCAGCAUCCAUGAAAGAUGAUAUUACCACCAGUCUCCGUGGACUAAACAAACUAGCAAAAAUUUUGAAAAGAGGAAGAAUUGAGAAAGGUGCUUUGACUCUCUCUUCUCCAGAAGUUCGAUUCCACAUGGACAGUGAAACUCAUGAUCCUAUAGAUCUGCAGACUAAGGAACUUAGAGAAACAAAUUCCAUGGUGGAAGAGUUUAUGUUACUUGCCAAUAUUUCUGUUGCAAAAAAAAUUCAUGAAGAAUUUUCUGAACAUGCUCUACUUCGGAAACAUCCUGCUCCUCCGCCAUCCAAUUAUGAUAUCCUUGUUAAGGCGGCUAAAUCCAAGGAUUUGGAAAUUAAAACUGAUACAGCCAAAUCUUUGGCUGACUCCCUGGACAAAGCAGACUCCCCUAUUUUCCCAUAUCUCAACACCCUGUUAAGAAUAUUAGCCACUCGCUGUAUGAUGCAAGCAGUUUACUUCUGUUCUGGAAUGGAUAAUGAUUUUCAUCAUUAUGGCUUAGCAUCCCCAAUAUAUACACAUUUUACUUCACCAAUCAGAAGGUAUGCAGACAUCAUUGUUCAUCGAUUGUUGGCUGUAGCUAUUGGAGCUGACUGUACUUACCCAGAACUGACAGACAAGCACAAGCUUGCAGAGUUAUGUAAAAAUCUCAAUUUUCGUCACAAAAUGGCUCAGUAUGCCCAGCGAGCAUCAGUGGCUUUUCAUACCCAGUUAUUUUUCAAAAGCAAAGGAAUAGUGAGUGAAGAAGCUUAUAUUCUAUUUGUACGAAAGAAUGCUAUUGUGGUGUUAAUUCCAAAGUAUGGUUUAGAAGGCACAGUCUUUUUUGAAGAGAAGGACAAACCCAAGCCACGACUUAUUUAUGAUGAUGAGACACCUUCACUUAAAAUAGAAGAUACAGUAUUCCAUAUAUUUGAUAAAGUUAAAGUGAAAAUCAUGUUGGACUCGUCUAAUCUGCAGCAUCAGAAAAUUCGAAUGUCCCUGGUAGAACCACAGAUACCAGGAAUAAACAUUCCUACUGAUGCUUUAAAUGUGGACAAUAAUGAACCAGAGAAAAAGAAAAAGAAGCUUGAAAAAUAGCAAUAUCCAACGAAGAAACUUGAAAGACUCGUUUUCUUUUUUAUAAGAAAAACUUGAGACCCUUUUUGAUUCAGAGAAGUGUGUGGUAGAUUGUUACUUUUAAGUACAUUUUAAUAAUUUAAAAAUUUGAAUUUUUAUUGAA